Messenger RNA from Colletotrichum karsti, 2091 nucleotides. RefSeq names its product zinc finger protein 2. NCBI's taxonomy places the organism in Eukaryota, Fungi, Ascomycota, Sordariomycetes, Glomerellales, Glomerellaceae. Gene Ontology annotation, biological process: regulation of transcription by RNA polymerase II. Gene Ontology annotation, molecular function: RNA polymerase II cis-regulatory region sequence-specific DNA binding; DNA-binding transcription factor activity. The record is from RefSeq and is a predicted model, not a curated record. Bases 1 to 2091 code for a protein of 696 amino acids. The transcript is spliced from 2 exons.
AUGGCUCCUCCCGCAGCCUCGUCUGAGGGUGUUUCCGCCCAAUCAGACCUUGGCGACACCGACGACACUUCAUCAUUAGUACGUUCGAUUGACAUGGAUCAACUGGGCUCAAGCCGAGAGAUGGUGUCCCUUUCCGCCCGCUCGACGUUGGAACCCCGCCGUGAGGGACUUAGACCAGGAGGAAUUGCCGCAGUAGUCAUCGGUGUUGUCUUGUUUUUCGUCCUGGCCAUCAUUUGCGCUUUUCCCUUCGUCAUCCGUCGCAUUAGGAGAAGUAAGAGCAGGAGGAAUGGAGCCAACCGACUCGACACGGCGGAAACCGCCUUCAUCCCCCCGCCUCUCCGUCCCUCGGGCCCGGCUCCGGCGACGGGUCCUGGUGCCCCCAGCCGUAUGUCCUCCAAAGACACUCUUGGCCAUAAGAUUGGAGGAAGGGAGAGACAGUCGACCAAGGAGAUGACCAUCUCAUCCCACAACGGCAUCGAUGCCUCCCACAGCGACGACUUAGGGAGCCAUCAGCGCGGCUAUACCGGCGAUGAGGGCACCCACCCGCCAAGCGUGACGACCAGACGCGGAACCGACCACUCAUUCGGCCGCUCGCCAACAUGGAAGAGCGAGACCUCGUACCCUUGGACUCCUGUGGGCUUAGAGCUGGUUGCUACCCGGGCUGAUGGGAUGGACUACUCGGAAGCUACUCACGGACACAGCGCCGCCUAUUAUAGCCCGAUAGUCCCAUCAGAGGCCUUUGGCAUGAUUACUCCCCCUCCUACCGACGAACCAGUUUCCCGAGCUCCGCCGCCGAGACGGUCCAGCUCACUCGCGAGCUCGCUUAAACAGAACCUCAUGAGCAUGAUGGGUGGUCGUUCAAGCACCAAGGAUUCUAUGAACACCCGGUCCAAGGCCAUCUACCAGCCCCAGCCAACAUCGGAUGUCCUCAGGGAAGGGUUGUCGGAUUCGCCUACUGAGCUUACAGGUCCCUCCUUUCCACCUCCAUCAACCCGACAGCUUGGCUCGCCCAUGCAUUUCAAGCCGCCUAGUCCUCCGUCUGAACCCGAUCAUGCACGAGAUAUGGAAACGAAGAAAGAGAAGCCGGCAUCACCGCCGAUUCUACCGCCUACCGUUCCACCGCCCGGUACCGUCAACCCAAUGGAUAUCAUGGCACCCUCAAAUCCAACAGAGCAUAACUGGCACACCAACCAGCAGCUGUACAACAUAGCCCACCCGCCACCGAAACCGCCCGUUGAGCCUGAACCGUCACAAGCGCCUACGCCUCAAUCCCCGGAACAACCUUUCGAGCAUCACCAACAGUACCUACAGCAGCAACAGCAGCAGCAAGAGCAAGAGCAAAAGCAAAGACAGGAGCAACAGAAAUACCUGCAGCAGGAAACUCAGCAUCAGCAGUGGCCCCAGGCAGAGUUAUCUAAUGGAGCGCCAAAUUCGAACAGUAACGGGCAUGCUCAGACAAAUGGUUGGGCGACGAAAGGCGAACCGGCCAUUGGCCCGGAUAUUCAUAUGAACGAGGCUCCUCGGCCAGUCGACCCAAGCCACCUCAUGCCCAAUCAUGCCAAUCAUCACUACUACGAGACCGAAAUGACUGAUCCCUCUGAGCACUCGCCUCAACCGGGCGGCCAUGCGUCUUCCGGCGCAUCCUACCAGACCACACCCAACACUCAGAUCGAUAGCAGCCCGUCUCCGCGGUCUGAUGGUAGCUCGGAUAUUCGCAACAGCACCUCGCCAUAUCCUGGGCUGCAACAAUCUCCCCGUUCCUUUAUGUGCGAUGAAUGUGGCAGGUUUUUCGAUCAGGUGCACAAGUUGAAUCACCACAAGAGGUACCAUGAGAGGCCCCAUGAGUGUAUGCACCCGAAUUGCGGCAAGAGGUUUGGAACCAAAACUCACUUGGACCGCCACAUCAACGAUAAGCAUAAGAAAACGAAGAAAUUCCACUGCACUGUCAGCACCUGCCCCUAUUCUAAGGCUGGGGGCAAGUCUUUCCCACGAAAGGACAACUGGAGGAGACAUAUGGUGAAUAUCCACCAAGUCACGCCUAUGGGCGAUCCGGAACCAGACAUGAUCGAUGAAACUAUGGGAGGAACCUGA